Zonotrichia albicollis (white-throated sparrow) is the source of this 3115-nucleotide messenger RNA. It is a transcript of the gene SLC24A1, whose product is annotated as solute carrier family 24 member 1. NCBI's taxonomy places the organism in Eukaryota, Metazoa, Chordata, Aves, Passeriformes, Passerellidae. Gene Ontology annotation, cellular component: plasma membrane. Gene Ontology annotation, molecular function: calcium, potassium:sodium antiporter activity; calcium channel activity. Gene Ontology annotation, biological process: long-term synaptic potentiation; long-term synaptic depression; calcium ion transmembrane transport. The record is from RefSeq and is a predicted model, not a curated record.
GAUCAUUUUCACCUGCCUCUCUCUGCAACAGCAUCUCCCAUCUGACUGUUAAGUACCAAAGAAGCUUCCAGCACUACACCCAGCCUCUGGAACUCCCCUUCCUCCUGGACAGGCCUUUGGAAGGAUUCCCCAUUCUGUGCUGUGCAGUUCCAUUCCUGAUGCUCCAGAUCAGCUAGAAAUUGUGCUAUGCAGUUCCAGUCCUAAUGCUCCAGAUCAGCAAACUGCUGACCAAGUGAAGUCUUCAGUGGCCUCUGGACACAGCUCUGAGUUUGGAACCUUUAGGAAAUGCAUUUACCGCGCAGGAGGCGGCUACGGAGGAACCGAAUCCUUUUCUUGCUUGCCACAGUGUUGGUCCUUUCCUUCUACCAGCUCCAGUCCAGCCCCUCUGCCCUUCCAGCAUCACACAGAGCCCCCCAACCCACGGACCCUGCCCAAGUGACCUCCAGGGACCUCCCCAGCAACAAGACUGCUGUAAGAGGCAAUGGCACAGCACCCAAAAUAAGGCACUGCAUCUAUGUGGAUCCUGAGCCAGCCGUGCCCGUCACCACGUCAGUGGGCACAACACCACAGCAAGAGAACGCCAGUGAAAGCGCCCCAGAUGAAAAACCACCCUAUGAGUCCAAAGGAGAAUAUCCCCAGGACCUGUUCAGUGUGGAAGAACGCAGGCAAGGGUGGGUUGUACUUCACAUCUUUGGCAUGAUGUAUGUAUUUGUGGCCUUGGCCAUAGUAUGUGAUGAGUAUUUUGUUCCUGCUUUGGGAGUGAUCACUGAGAAGUUGGAGAUCUCUGAAGAUGUGGCUGGAGCCACCUUCAUGGCAGCAGGUGGAUCAGCACCAGAACUCUUUACGUCCCUCAUAGGUGUCUUCAUCUCACACAGCAAUGUCGGCAUCGGUACCAUUGUGGGCUCAGCAGUGUUUAAUAUCCUCUUUGUCAUUGGCACCUGUGCCCUCUUCUCGAGGCAGAUACUCCACCUGACAUGGUGGCCCUUAUUUAGAGACAUCACAUUCUACAUUGUAGACUUACUGAUGCUCAUCCUGUUUUUCCUAGACAGUGUCAUUGAUUGGUGGGAAAGCCUCCUUUUACUGACUGCCUAUGCCACAUACGUGUUCACCAUGAAACAUAACGUGUUCCUGGAGCAAUGGGUGAAGCAGGAGCUGAAAAAGAAGCUAAAUGCUGUGCAGGCAGCAUCAGCAGAGCAUAUGCGGAAGACAAGCAGGGCAGUUGUAGAUGAUGGAACAACGAAGCCACCAGAUGUGAGGAAGCUUCAGCCUGGGCCAGCCCUGCAGCGGGGCAGCAGCUCGGCCUCCCUGCACAACUCUCAGAUGCGCGGCACCAUCGUCCAGCUCAUGAUCCACACCCUGGACCCCCUGGCAGAAGCAAAAUUUAAAGACAGGGUUGACACCCUGAGCAAACUGGCCAAGGCCAAGGAUGAGACCCUGGAAGGACAAGGCUCCCAGCCAGAAGAGGGAAAGAAAGCACCAAGCAACGUCCAGGUGACUCCUGCCACUGAGUCUGAGCCCAGCAAGGACACACAGAAGGCAGAUGUGCCACAGGAUGGACAGCCCCCCCCGUCAAGCAGUGACACCUCAGACGACAGCAGCUCUGAGAGCCAGGAGGACAGUGACAGUGACAGCACAGAGAGUGAUGAAAACGAUGAGCCCUUGUCUCUGGAGUGGCCAGAAUCAAGGACAAAACAAGCAAUUUACCUCUUCCUCUUUCCCAUUGUCUUUCCUCUCUGGAGCACUCUGCCUGAUGUCAGAAACUCGGAAUCAAAAAAAUUCUUUGUCAUCACAUUUUUUGGAUCCAUCCUCUGGAUUGCUGCAUUCUCUUAUCUCAUGGUGUGGUGGGCUCACCAGGUUGGUGAGACAAUUGGGAUCUCAGAGGAGAUUAUGGGGUUAACCAUACUGGCAGCAGGCACAUCCAUCCCUGACCUCAUCACCAGUGUCAUCGUGGCCCGCAAGGGCCUGGGGGACAUGGCUGUGUCCAGCUCUGUGGGCAGCAACAUCUUCGACAUCACUGUUGGCCUACCAGUUCCCUGGUUCCUUUUUUCUAUCUUCAAUGGCCUCAGCCCUGUGGCAGUCAGCAGCAAUGGUUUGUUUUGUGCAAUUGUUCUCCUUUUCCUCAUGCUCCUGUUUGUGAUUAUCUCUAUUGCUAUCUGUAAAUGGAAAAUGAACAAAUUACUGGGGCUCACCAUGUUUGCUCUUUACUUUGUGUUUCUGAUCAUCAGUGUGAUGUUAGAGGACAAGAUAAUAUCCUGCCCAGUGUCUGUAUGACAUGUGGACACUUCAAGAUGUCUGUGAGGAUCCAGAAACAUCAAAAGGGGGUUGAGGUAGCAGUUGUUCUACUGAAAAAAAGCAACCAGAAUUGUAACAAACUUAUUGAAAAUAAGAUUCCUUUAACAUGCUAAAAAAUAAAUCAUCUUAACUGGUGUGUCAGCCUCUACUGUUUUUCUUUAGGAUCAGAACAGUAUUAAAUGACCAAUAUUAAAUAACACACACUUAGGCACUUGUGGAAAGGCUGAUGCAAUUUAGAUGCAUCAAAUUUUCACUAUGGCUGAUCCUCUCAAGGUAAAAGAGCUGAUUUUCACCACAUAAUAUUUACUCAUGAUAGGAAAUUUUCAGGAACACGCUCUAAAUUAGUCAGUGAAUUGCUCAAACUCACUGAAAUCAGUGAAUUUUCCUUCAGUGGGAAGAGAAUCAGACUGAUGGGGCUGGGCCUUUAUGGAACUGCUCUGCUUAAAAUCCCUGUGUGGAUUUUAAGCUCAGCAGAGAACUCCCUCAAACUGCACUGGGCUCCUUCCAGAUCUGUACCUGAUCUUGCAAUGCAGUGCCUACAACUCCUGUAAAGUGCCACUGGUACAGCUGUGAUGGCACCUGGGUUUUGCUGCAAAAAACCUAAAAGGCUCAGGGGUUAAAACAGCACAUUAUUCCUAAUCAAAACUGAAGCCAGGAAUCAAACACAACAAGGAGCUGAAUGCUGGGGGUUUGUUUUCAUCCUGACACUAAUCUCUGACAGUUACAGGUUAUUUACCCAGCACUAAUUCCUUUUGUUAACACUGACUUCUGCACAGACAAGAUGAAAGAAUGCCACUGACAUCACCAAACCUGAGGGGUUUAU